Molecule: messenger RNA, 934 nt
Organism: Acaulospora colombiana
Lineage: Eukaryota; Fungi; Glomeromycota; Glomeromycetes; Diversisporales; Acaulosporaceae
Source: the annotation of a GenBank genome assembly
AUGUCCUCGGCUGUUACGGACGAGAAGGCCAGAUUGAGGCAUAACGCUGGAAAUGGCACAGACGAAAGUCAAGAAAAACCAGUCGCACCUUCACCGUCAAAUUUAGAGCGAGGAGCAGGCGGUACCAACGACGAGCUGUUGAACACUGGCAAGGACGAGACCGAACCACCACUAACCAAGACCCGCCGAUUCAAGGAAUUUACGCAUCGUAUUCAGGGGAAACAUGUAGAUCGUAUCCCGACCUUCCUAGAAGGACUAAAGUAUACGGUCACUGCUUCUUGUAAGUCGGAUCCUCCCCGUUUUCUUGGAAGAUUUAUUUUGGGCAUGGGCGCGGGGUAUAGAAGAGAUGAAGCUGAUAAUCUUUAUCUAAUUUUCAGAUAUAAAUUUCUCCUUGGUGUUCGUGAUUAUGGCGUGGGUAUCCCACUUUGUCAAGUGGAGCCCCCGUACGACAUUCAUCCACUAUUAGUCUCCUUCUUGGCCUUGAUUCCUCUGGAGAAACUGCUACAAUUCUGCAGUCACCAAAGCAUGCUUUAUCUCGGACGUACAGUAGGAGACUUGGUUAAUGUCACCUUGAUGAAGUAUGUGACCUGUUUAUCUCGCUUUCAUAUGUAUCUAACGCAAAUUUCCAGCGCCAUUGAGGCGAUUCUCGCGAUCCUCCUUCUCAAGAAGCCAAACGAACUGAGAUUGCUCCAAGGAACCAUCGUUGGAGUCACUCUUCUCCAAUUGACUUUGGUACCCGGUGUCAUGUUUAUGGCUGGUGGUUCGCGGUUGAUGCAUCAAGAGCUACAUCAGACACAGAACCAACUUAAUCAGAGCAUGUUGACGAUGGGUGUGAUGUGCCUUGUCAUCCCUGCGGCUUUCUAUGCUGGUCUAAGCUCGCUCGCCAGCGGUGAAGUACAGAGCUACGUCACUGCAAACGGUGUGGUGACGGAGG